AUGGGCGACAUCACUUGUGGAAUCUACAGACGAUCGGUGAACUGGCGAGGGUACAUUUUAUCUUGCCAUCUGGUCGCCAAAAGCCUAAUUGGGGGCAGCGCUGCUUGGGGCGCCAGUCCAAUUGAAGCCGACGAUGGUCCUGCCGUCUGGAUCGCCAAGUGCCUCUCUCAAACGCUGACCGGUUCACAACUUCUCCCCCGCGCCCCUUUGACGAGGUACCGCUGCGCCGGCCGGGCUUUGGCGCAGUGUCCGCAAACAGCCGCCGAUACGCAUUGGACGUUGGGCCCGAUUCUGCGGGAAGAGCAAAUGCCUCGAUCCGAUCCCACUCGGACGGCAAGAGAGGCUGUUUCACAAGCCAGCCUAAUCAUCUGUUCGCAGACCCACCCUAUUUGGCCGACAGCGCCUGGGGUCGAGAUACAGACUCAACUGUCGGCAUUUGAGCCAGCCGCCGAGGAGAGAGCGCCUCAACUCGCCCUUGCCAAUCCCACCCUUCACACGCACCGACCAGGCUCCGUGGGACUUCAACCUCACUCGCAAAAAGCCAAAUUGACCAACGUCUCUAUCAGAUGA
Molecule: messenger RNA, 570 nt
Organism: Protopolystoma xenopodis
Lineage: Eukaryota; Metazoa; Platyhelminthes; Monogenea; Polystomatidea; Polystomatidae
Source: the annotation of a GenBank genome assembly